CCAUGCUGUCAAACAUGGCCCCUUCCUGCAGGCUGUGAGAGGAGCGACAGCUGACAAAGCCAACAGGUUUACACAGAAACGGUGGGAGCUCGUCCCGUCAUAGCGCAUGUUCGUCCAGAUAUAGCUGCAUUUAUGUGCAUGCAAAACAUACCUGCCACACGAUGAAGAACGGCAUCAAAAGGAAGUGACAAGGUAUCCUGUUCUGCUUCAGACGCAUCUGUUCAGAUCAGUCCCUCCAUCUCUCUUUGGCCUCAUCCUCCCUGACACCAUGCAGGUGAACCCAGUUUACGUGGAGUCCGCUGUUGUCCUGGCCGUGGUGCUUUGUGUCCACAUGGCCAUCUGGAACCAGCACUCCUGGUGCAGCAUAGCUCUCGUCAUUCAGGCGUUCUACGUCCAGCACAAAUGGGACCGUCUGCUCAAGUCGGGAGCUGCCGUGUUCCAGUUUCGCCUGUCAGCCAACAGUGGCAUCGUUCCCGCUUCCAUGGUGAUGCCUCUGAUGGGCCUGGUGCUGAGAGAAAAGUGCUCUGCCUCAGGGAAUGUCUACUUCGAGCGGUUCUCCAUGGUGAUCACCAUCACAGGCAUGAUGCUGGCGCUGUUCCUCUCCCUGAUUGCGCUGGGUGUUACAAGACCCGUCCCGACUAACACUUGCAUUAUCUCAGGGCUGGCUGGCAGCGCAAUCCUCUACACGACAAAACAGACCCUGACAGUGUCGGAGGUCAUCGAGGUACUAGAGGUGUUGUUGAUCUUUGUUUAUCUCUGUUUGAUUGUGCUUUACCUGCUUCCACGCUGCUUCACACCCGGAGAGGCCCUCCUCAUCGUCGGUGGAAUCAGUUUCAUCUUGAACCAGCUCAUCAAGCGCUCGCUGAACCUGGCAGAGGUCAAAGGUGACCCAGUGAACUACUUUCUGCCGGUGGUGGUGGUGGGUUCACUGCUGUUGGGUGUUUUCUUCGCCCUGCUCUUCUGCUUCAUGGAGUCUGAGACUUGGGUGUCCUCCCUCUUCUUUCAUAUGAUGACAGCCGUUCUGGUUCUGGGUAUCCUGAUGCCGUGGUUGUCGCUGUUCAUCGACCGGCACCCCAUCAUGUGGCUUUUGGACUUUGUCACCCUGAAUGACAGAAGACUUUGUUUGCUGGGGUAUUGGGUGUUUCUGGCAAUCGUCGCAACUUGUGUUGUGCUACAUCAGAACUAUCAGCGCCAGUCGGGAUCCAAGAAGCACCAGGCCUCUACCGUUGUCAGGAAGUAUUUCCACCUGAUAGUAGUGGCCACCUACGUUCCAGGACUGAUUUACGACAGACAGCUGCUACAUGUGGCUUCUGUCGGAUGCCUGGCAGUUUUCCUGUUGCUGGAGUAUGCCCGUUACUUUCGUAUCCUGCCUUUCGGCCAGCUGCUCAGGCAACUUCUCACCUUGUUCCUGGAUGAAAGAGACUCUGGCCCUCUUAUUCUCACUCACAUUUAUCUGCUGCUGGGCAUGUCUCUGCCCAUUUGGUUGUUUCCUGGACCCUGUGCUCCCAAGGGGAUCCUCACUGGGGCUGGGGGUCUGGUACCUUAUGCGGGCGUGCUGGCUGUGGGAGUCGGAGACACCGUUGCGUCUGUCUUUGGCAGUACCAUGGGAGAGAUCCGUUGGCCUGGCACCAGGAAAACCUUGGAGGGGACCGCAACGUCCGUGUUUGCCCAGAUCAUCGCCGUGGUGAUGUUCCUCAUCUUUGAUGGAAGCAUCAAUCUGAACUCUACCUACUCAUGGAUUGUUGGCUCCAUCACCCUCGUGGCUUUGCUGGAAGCCUACACCUCCCAGAUUGACAAUCUUUUGCUGCCGCUCUACCUCUUCAUCCUGUUGUUGCUUUAAAUGAACAAAUGGCAAAAAGAAACAUUUCCUAUCUGUCUAUACUCGAGUGUUUCCUGUGGGAAAGCGAAAUUGUGAAUGAAAUGUCUUAAAGAAAAAUAAGUAACGGAAGCCCUUUAGGAUUCAGCAGACAGGAGAGGAAAAGAUAGAGCAUCUCAGCACAAAGAAAUUGCUUAAAGCUCUCCAGAAAAUGAUGUUGCGCACAUGAAGUCAGUCACUGUACACCUUCAUGUUGCAAUAAGGAGAUCUAGAGCAGGUUAUAAAGAAACAUGAGCUCAGUGUCAGUGGUGGUGUACAUUUCUGUCCUGCCUCUGAAGAACUCAACCACUGACACCUAUAACUCUUAAAUUAUGCAAACUGAGUUUAGCACAGUGGGAAUGCAUAUGGAACUCCCAUGUAUCGUUUUGAUUUUUGAUAUCUUUUAUGUACAACCAACACAUCUACGUGCAUUGCCUUGGAAGAACAUCAUUUAAAGUUUUCUCUCUUUAUCAAUCUUGUUCUUUGAUUGUCAGUCUUGACUCCCCCAUGGCAAUAUAAAGGACUGCCCGCUAUGCUAACAUGCCUUAAGAUGUGUAUUUUCUCUAGCAGGUGAUCACUUAUUGUAGAAGUUGUAGAUAAAAACAUGGCAGUCCAAAUCAACUUAUUUGUAUAAGGGCUGGCUCUCCUUGUGAUUCUGCAUGACACUGAUGUGAACUCUAGUACUGUAACAUGUUUAUAUGCAGCUUUCCUCAGCUACGAUUUUGCUCUAAAUGUUUACUUUGCUCUGUGUGUUUGUGGUUUAACUGGACCAUUCCUUGUUAAACUGAUCAUUUAAACUAUUAUUAUUAGUAGUAUUAUGAUUAUGACGAUGAAUCGGUAUGUAUGUUUUUGGGUCAACCUAUGAACAGACACCCUGAGAUUUAAUUUAAGAUGCUUUGUAGAUGUGUCCUUAAAUGUCAUUAUGUUGGACUUCAUCAUUUAUACACAAAGAUACUUUAAUUUAUUAUCUAUUAUUUGAUUUCAGUGUUGAUUGGCGUUAUUUUAUAUAUGUAUAUUUUUCAGUUGUGACGUGUUUUGGAAUAGUAGUAUCCUCAUGAUUCUUUCCUUUUUCUGUAUUAUUGCAUGAUCUGCGCAUCAUGGCAGAUACCUGCUAAGCCUCCUGUGUGAAUGAAUGACCAUACUACAAACACACAAAAAUGAACUUUCUCUUUUAUAAUUUGAUCCUUAAUAAAAAUGUUUACAUGUUUGUGUUAAAAA
This is a messenger RNA of Xiphophorus hellerii (green swordtail), 3073 nucleotides long. RefSeq names its product dolichol kinase (gene dolk). The record is from RefSeq and is a predicted model, not a curated record. Gene Ontology annotation, molecular function: dolichol kinase activity. The transcript has 2 exons. The coding region runs from base 269 to 1840 and encodes 523 amino acids. Gene Ontology annotation, cellular component: endoplasmic reticulum membrane. Lineage: Eukaryota; Metazoa; Chordata; Actinopteri; Cyprinodontiformes; Poeciliidae. Gene Ontology annotation, biological process: dolichyl monophosphate biosynthetic process.